GAUAAAUGUAGACACACACUAUCGCUUACCAGUAUGAAGUUUGUAACGCUUAUGUUUUGUUUUAAAUGAAAUGAUCACACACACACACACACAGGCAGGGAUGCGGUACGUCGGUGCUACAUCAUAUUACACCUAUAUGCUUACUAACGAUGACUGAUAGACGAUUUUUAAUUUUUUCUUAUUUUAUAUUUUUCAUAUAAUCUGUGGUUAAAUUUUAAUGAUUUCUCAUGACUGACUCCAGCACACCGACCAUGGCCUUUUGGUAUUUCGACAAAGAUGAAUUACAUCGCACCGCUUCAGCUCAGGACAGUAUACCACACGAGAUAGAGUCUCGUUACCGUCAAGAAGGAGCAAGGUUCAUCAUUGACGCUGGUACCAAAAUGGACUUGGGUUAUAAUACAAUGGCUACCGGUGUUGUUUAUUUUCAUCGUUUUUAUAUGUACCAUUCUUUCAAGACAUUUCCUAGAUAUCUUACAGCUUGUUGUUGUUUGUUUCUUGCGGGUAAAGUAGAAGAAACGCCAAAAAAAUGUAAAGACAUAAUAAAGAUAGCUAAAGCACUAUUACCUGAUGAUAAAUAUGAAACCCUCGGACUAGAUCCAAAGGAAGAAGUAAUGGUGCUUGAACGUAUUUUGUUACAAACAAUUAAAUUUGAUCUGCAAGUUGAUCAUCCAUAUCAGUUUUUAUUAAAGUAUGCUAAAUGUCUAAAAGGUGAUAAGGCUAAACUCACUAAAAUGGUUCAAAUGGCUUGGACAUUUGUGAAUGAUAGUUUAUGUACAACACUUUGUCUUCAGUGGGAACCAGAAAUAAUUGCAGUUUCAUUAAUACAUUUAGCAUGUAAAUUGAGUAAAUUUGAGCUCAAUGAUUGGCAGGGUCGUAUGCCAAAUCAUUUGCGUUGGUGGGAUAUGUUUGUGCAAGGAAUGAAUAUGGAUUUGCUUGAAGAUAUCUGUCAUCAAGUUUUAGACCUUUAUUCAACUCCAGACAAAAAUGCACCACCAUCUCCUCCUACUCAAGAUAAAUUUGUAGUACCCAAAAAAAUUAUACCACCACAAUCCAUUUAUCAGAAAUUAUUAUUGCAAAAAAUGGCUGCUAAGUACAUGUUUACUCCUGAUCAAGCAAUGCAAGCAGCUAUUACAAAAAACGUGAAAAUGUUAACUUCGCCAAAUGCUUCAUCAGUCAAGCAAUUAUUACCCAUGCCACCAGGAAUUAAACAACCAUCAAAUUCUGUUAUUCCACCAAAAUUACAAAAUGCGCCAAAACCAUUUUUGCCACCACCUCCUACACCACCAAAAAUGUUAUUACCACAGCCACCCUUAAAACGACCCCCACUUCCAUUAACAAGACCACCAUUACCUACAAUGCCUCCACCACCACCUCCCCCAAAUCUUCCACCUCCUCCGCCUGUGCCAAAUCAAAUGCUAUUGCCACCAAGUGUCACUCAGAUGCCACCACCACCUAUGCAACCACCUCCACCAAUACCACCUGCUGGUUUUCCCAUGUAUCCUUAUCCUCCACAUGCAGCUCAACCAUUUACAAACUCUAUGUUUUCUCAGCCUCCAAAUAUGAUACCUGCGGUGCCUGGGCAAUAUCGGCCUCGUGAAGCUAUUGCUUCUAUGGGUGUACCAUUUAUGGGUGAAUCAGUACCUCCAAGAGCACCUUAUGGAGAAAAUUAUAAUCAGCGAGAAAACAUAUCACAGCAACAAUCACAAACAUCGAAGCAAUUCAAUGAGUAUGAAAUGCAAGAUUCUUAUGAAGAAAGCAGGCAAAAAUAUAAUGAAAGUCGAGCAUUCAAUCGAGAAGCAGCUUAUGUUGCUGGAACUUAUGGUAAUGGAUCUCAGCAUUUUGUUGAUGGCAGUCAACAUUAUACUGAAAAUAUUCCACAUUAUGUUGAUGGUGGUAAUCAACAUUAUUCGGAUCCAGCUUAUCAACCAUUUAGAGGAAAUAAUCCAAACAAACGAGGUUUCAAUAACAGAAGUAACAGACCUCUACCACCCCCUCAGUACCAACCAAACAGACAAAUUCGGAAUCAUCCAUAUCAGAGACGAUAGUUUUGCUCUUUUAUAAAUGUAUAUGUACAGUUAAAGGGCCACAACUCAUCAUCAGUGUUUAUGGAUUGGAUACUUUUGGAAAUGAUGUUGUAAGAGGUUAUGGAGUUUGCCAUCUUCCAAUAGU
Molecule: messenger RNA, 2169 nt
Organism: Sipha flava (yellow sugarcane aphid)
Lineage: Eukaryota; Metazoa; Arthropoda; Insecta; Hemiptera; Aphididae
Product: cyclin-K
Exons: 9
Coding region: 228-2045 (605 amino acids)
Biological process (GO): regulation of transcription by RNA polymerase II; positive regulation of DNA-templated transcription, elongation
Cellular component (GO): nucleus; cyclin/CDK positive transcription elongation factor complex
Molecular function (GO): cyclin-dependent protein serine/threonine kinase activator activity
Source: RefSeq, a predicted model, not a curated record